AUGGGUACGACGUCAGUCUUCUCACCGGCAGCACAGUUCGGUCAACGCAGGACACAGUCUGCAAAGACAUCACCAAACAGGACAAAAGCACACCUGUCUGCUACACAACAAGAUAUCACCACCACCAACCUCACCACCACCAACACUGCGCCUACCCAACCACUGACCAUGCUCCCACUUGACGCCCGCCCGGCCCCUCCAAACCGCAUCAUGUCGGCCGCCGUGGCACAACCACAACCGGGCAGCAACAAGCCACCCCAAAACAUCACCGUGACAACCACAAACCUCUCAGACGACGACUAUGAUGAAAACACCGACUACUCCCCGCACCCUCACAACCUCGACCUCAACCUGGCAAAAUAUAGGCUCCUCGAAUCCCAGCACGAGGCACUCCUCUCCCACCUCGACAACCUGCAGCUCGCACGCAGGCCAUCGUCGCAGGACAGCAGCGGGACGUCGCCGCCAUCAUUCCCGUCGCGACGGUCGUCGUCCGCGUCGUCGUACUACCGCCGCCGCUACCACAGCAGCAGCAAGCGCUCGUCGACGGUGGGCGGUGCCGCCUCGCCGAUCCAGCACAUCAUGUCGGCGGGCCCGCUCGAGACGGUACCCGACGGCGACGAGAUGUGUCUGUUUGGCGAGGACGAGCGCCGGCUGUUUGACGUCAACGAGGCCAUCAAGCGCAGCCUGACGGAGCUGCUCAACUGCGAGCAGGCCAGGUCCGACGCCGCCUUCCGAACGCAGAUCCAGAGCCGGUUGAUGGAGACCGAGAGGGAGCUUAGGACGGGCAGGAGGAGGAGGAGUUGUGCGUCUUCGGUGGGGGAACAUUAA
Molecule: messenger RNA, 828 nt
Organism: Pyricularia pennisetigena
Lineage: Eukaryota; Fungi; Ascomycota; Sordariomycetes; Magnaporthales; Pyriculariaceae
Exons: 1
Coding region: 1-828 (275 amino acids)
Source: RefSeq, a predicted model, not a curated record